AUGCAAUUUGCUACUUUAAUUACACUCGCUUCAGUUACUUUAGCUUUAAAUUUAGAACAAGUUAGAUUAAUCAAUGAUAAUGAAUUAAUUAUUCAAGAUGCUGAAUAUGGUUAUCCAACAAUUAUUAAUUUAAAAGAUGAAGAUGAUAAAGUUGAAGAAGAAGGUAAAAAAGAUAAAAAAACUUCAUCAAUUUCUUCAUUUUUUUCAUCAUUAACUAAAACUUCAUCAUCAUCAUCAUCAACUACUACAUCUUCAAGUUCAACUACUAAAAUUACUACUACUACUCAUUCAGAAAAAACUCAUACUACUACUGAUAAACAUGGUUCUACUUCAUACUGGACUAAAACUAAAACUUAUUCAAUCACUAAAACCGGUGGUGCCGAAGCUGUUCAAGCUGCUGCUGUUGGUGGUCCAUUAUUAAUGGCUUUAGGUUUAUUAUUAUAA
Messenger RNA from Lodderomyces pseudojiufengensis, 444 nucleotides. RefSeq names its product Pga53p (gene PGA53). Lineage: Eukaryota; Fungi; Ascomycota; Pichiomycetes; Serinales; Debaryomycetaceae. The coding region runs from base 1 to 444 and encodes 147 amino acids. The record is from RefSeq and is a predicted model, not a curated record. The transcript has a single exon.